This is a messenger RNA of Capsicum annuum, 2573 nucleotides long. RefSeq names its product O-fucosyltransferase 29. The transcript has 9 exons. NCBI's taxonomy places the organism in Eukaryota, Viridiplantae, Streptophyta, Magnoliopsida, Solanales, Solanaceae. The coding region runs from base 463 to 2070 and encodes 535 amino acids. The record is from RefSeq and is a predicted model, not a curated record.
ACUCUCCCUCUCAAAAAUAAUUGGCAAAUAAAUAUUUUAAGUAAAUAUUAUCAACUAUUUUAAAAGGAAGCAAUUGCUUAUGCAGGAUUUAUAAAAAUUUUAACGUCUAAUUUUAUUUUUCUGCAUUUGUGCUAGUUUGCAAAAUAAGAACAAUUGGGAAAGCUCCAGAGUGUGGCAAGAUUUGUGAAAUCCACUUUUCUACUUGUGUGCUAGAGCAUUCGACAAUCCAAAAGAAGCGAUUUUGUGUUGUUAUUUUGGCACCCAUUCAGUCGUUUUUAAUGAUCUUGGAGGGCCAACAUCAUUUAUUCAGACAGCACAGUGGUGGGCACUGCUUGUAACAACUUGUUUUUGUAUGUUGUACUGAUUAAUUGUCUAUUUCCUGUUGUUGGUUGAUGAUAGUAUGUUACUGUGAGAGCAAAAGGGUAUCAGCAAAAUCAAGAUUUAAGUAGCUGUCUUGUAUAUAUGGGUGUAGCCAAAGUUUGCAAGUAUACCUGUGUGAAGCAGCAACAUCUCUUGAUUAGCUGUUGUUCAUCCAGGCGAUGGAUCUCAUGUACCAAAGUUUGUGGGUUAAUGCUGUUUGCCUUAGGUUUGAUUUCACUUUUCACUGGUCAUGUUGUGUCCAAUCUUGAAUUGUACUCUCAUCGACUCGCCGGAGGUGCUUGGUUCUACAAACAGGAUGGAGAUGCACCAAUUGAUAUUUGGAAGUUGAUGUAUUCAACUUCUUAUUAUGGAUGCAGUGAGAGAGGCCCUCGUUUUGCUUCUGCUGUAAAUGUGCGAUCUUCAAAUGGAUAUCUACUUAUUGAAACUAGCGGAGGACUCAAUCAACAAAGAACUGGCAUAACUGAUGCUGUAGUUGUUGCACGGAUUCUUAAUGCCACUUUAGUUGUACCUGAGUUGGAUCAUCAUUCAUUUUGGAAGGAUGAUAGUGAUUUUUUCAACAUCUUUGAUGUUAAAUGGUUCAUCUCUUACCUUGGGAAGGAUGUCCCUGUUGUUAAAAGAGUUCCAGAGAAGGUCAUGAGGUCAAUGGGGAAACCUCCAUAUACCAUGCGUGUUCCUAGAAAAUCAGAGCCUGAAUAUUACUUGGACCAAGUAUUGCCAGUACUCUUAAAGAGACGUGUUCUUCAGUUGACAAAAUUUGAUUUUCGGCUUGCUAAUGACCUUGAUGAAGAGCUUCAAAAAUUGCGUUGCCGUGUGAAUUAUCAUGCCUUAAGAUUCACUAAACCCAUAAGGAAUUUUGGUCAGAAACUUGUAGUGCGUAUACGAAAGAUGGCAAGACGUUUCAUUGCAGUUCAUUUGAGGUUUGAACCUGAUAUGCUGGCAUUUUCUGGGUGCUACUACGGCGGGGGUGAUAAGGAAAGAUAUGAACUGGGUGAGAUAAGAAAAAGAUGGGAUACUUUACCUGAGCUGAACCCUGAUGAAGAGCGAAUGCAAGGAAGAUGCCCCUUAACACCCCAUGAAGUUGGGCUUAUGCUGCGGGCGCUUGGCUUCAAAAACGACACAUACCUUUAUGUUGCAUCUGGUGAAGUACAUGGUGGAGAAAAAACUCUGCACCCUCUAAAAGAGCUGUUUCCAAACUUCUACACAAAAAAGACACUUGCUGGUGAUGAGCUGAAACCUUUUCUUCCCUACUCUUCUCGUCUUGCAGCAAUUGACUACAUUGUAUGUGAUGAAAGUGAUGUCUUUGUCACCAAUAAUAAUGGGAACAUGGCCAAGAUCCUUGCUGGUAGUAGGAGGUACAUGGGGAACAAGAGGACCAUCAGACCAAAUGCCAAAAGACUCAGUGCUUUGUUCAUGGCUCGAAAUAAGAUGGACUGGGACACAUUCUCUAGAAAGGUGAAAUCAUGUCAAAGCGGAUUCAUGGGAGAACCCGAGGAAAUGAGACCAGGGCGUGGGGAGUUUCAUGAAUUUCCAUCCUCGUGUAUCUGUAAGACACAAUUCAAUCAUUCAAAUUUGAUAGACAAAUACAACAAUCAUACUUCCCUUGUGAAUCCAAGUCACCUGGAUUCAAGAUAUAGGUAUAUACACAAUAGCAGUGACCUUAACGACAAGAGCUUUCAGAAACUGUAUUAGUGUAGGAAAUUUGACAGGACAGAUAACUGUAUUAGAAGAGAUCCCUGGGGUGCAGGGAAUUGGUUCAAUGGUAAAGACGCAAUACGUCAAGGACUCAGACUAUGCCAUGCAAAAAGCGUAGUAUUUAUGUUGGGAGGAGGGUGGAGGCCGGAGGGGCAGGGAGUAUACUCCCUGAGAAGUUUCAGACGUGUGCGCCAAGUGGACUCAGGCCAGAAGCCUACAGAAUGAGCGAAGGCUACAUAAGUUACUUUAGGAAAUGUUGUACCAUUGUCAUAUUGUCAUUGCAUGUAAGUGCCUUCUUUUGGCAGAAUUUGAAGGGCUCAAACCCUGCACUUGAUACUCAAUUGUCAAGGUUCUUUUUCUUUUUUAGGUUCACCGCUGUUUUUCCAGAAAGCGGAUUCUGAUGUGCUACAAUUGUUAAUAUAUACUUUUCUGUAAGAUAUGUGUACCGCAAAGAAGAGUAAAAUAAAAAAAGAAACUAUGAUCUCCUCCAUUGAUAUGUA